Molecule: messenger RNA, 13021 nt
Organism: Phycodurus eques (leafy seadragon)
Lineage: Eukaryota; Metazoa; Chordata; Actinopteri; Syngnathiformes; Syngnathidae
Gene: ednrba
Product: endothelin receptor Ba
Exons: 11
Coding region: 8967-10229 (420 amino acids)
Biological process (GO): vasoconstriction; regulation of blood pressure; G protein-coupled receptor signaling pathway
Cellular component (GO): membrane
Molecular function (GO): endothelin receptor activity
Source: RefSeq, a predicted model, not a curated record
UUUUUUUUUUGUAUCCAUUAUUUUGUCCAUCGUUAUAGUAUUACAUUUGUGACGAGCAAUGAAAGCCGGGAGGGAAUGUUGCCCUCGUAACGUCCGCGCAGCGAACGCGCCACGACGGUCGCCCGCUCUCGUCACCCUCUCGUCUCUCCCCGCAUCGCGCCCGCAACGGUUGCUCCCAUCUCAGAGGAAAUUCACGGUCUGCAUCGCUUCUCGUAUCCAUUUUGUGCCAACAAUGCCGCUCCUCGACAAAGCUCGUGUUGGCCCGACAAUUUGGCGUCGUCGCUUCAUCGUAUAUUCGGUGGUAGGAAGUAACCAAGUACAAAUACAAGUGGAUUUUUCAGCUUUCUAUACGGCGUGACUUUUUCUUUUGACUUCCAACAUUUGAAUCGGAAUGGUCUUCUCCUUCCUUUGUCCAAAUGGGCUCGUGACUUAUUUUCAGCUCCCACAGCUGACGUAAGUCGAGCGCUGUUGGCGUCCGUCGCAUCCAGGCGAGGCGUAGUUUUCCAUUUGUUGUUGUUCGCGCACGAGAGCCUGAGGCAACGCCAGCCAGCGUUUUUCUUCGCAAGGAAAUGAUCACGUGCGUUUUGUUUUCAGCGUGAUGCCGUUCCACGUGCGGCCUUUUUCAUUUCCUGUGCAUUUUCCCCGCAAACGAAAACCUGCCAAAAAAUAUGUGUGCUUUUUACUUUGGUAUGCAGGUACAUUUCACAAUCUCUAACUUAGUUUUUUUGUUUCCCUUUUUCUUCUACUUUUGCCAGCCUGAUUUCUUUUCAUUUUUAAAUCGAGGUUGUGGGCACCUCGGACCGAAUGUGCAUACCAAUUCCUUUUUCAGUUUAUUGUCUUGCGGCUUUUCCGGUGUCUCGGUGGGCGCCGCCCUUGUUGCGCGAUGUCAGUCUUAUUACUGCACAGUACAUCAAAUUUCCCAUUUCCUCGUCAGAAUGUCGUCCGUUUUACGACUUGGCGGUUUUCCGGAAUGCAGCACAAGCAGCCGUGUUCGGCCUCUCCGAGCCGGCGAGUCUCGGCGCGCUGAUCCGCCGACGAAACAAAGGAAAAUGGACAGGGGCAAGCGUUUUUGUCGUCGUGUUGCCAAAAGACACUUUACAGAACAGUUGCGUCACCCAGUCCAAAUCUAGCAAACACGGAAAAUCAUCGUUCAAAGCAAUACUGCUCUUCCAAAAAAAAAUGCCCUCAAGUGGAAGAAAUCUUCAAAUUAAAAGGACAAACUUAUCUUUGCAGAUGCUAGAGGGGGGGAAAAGCAGCACGCCAAUUUGAAUCGCAACCACGGCAGAAGUUUGAAGGUGCCGAGGUCCCGGCCAGGCAAGAUCGAUUCGCGCAAUUUAUAUGAAAGAGAAGCAUAACACCUUUGGGGGAAAGUUUGUGACUAGAGCGUCAAAUCCGAUUGAAGGUUAUUUAAAUGUUGAGCCAGAGCAAAAAGAGCAUUGAUAAAACAAAUCUACUGGAACCGCGUGUGUUUUUUUCCCUGCCAAAUGGCACCUUCGAUCUGUGCCUGGCUUUACUUCUGCCGUGUGGGGAUGAAGAUGAGACGAGAGAUGAGCGUUUGACUUUUUCGUUGAGUUGCUAGCACCUUGUGCUCGACUGGUGGGCAAACGUAUUGGAACGUGUGUCUGACAGGUGUGUUUCGCUGCCCAGGUGUGCGUGUCGCCCCCAACAAACAGCAUUUCGUGUCCACGCUCAGUUUCAGAUUGUGCUUUUGCCUGUGAUUUAUGCUUGCUAGCCGUGUAACCGACAUGAAAACCAGCAAGCCGUGUGUGGGGGAAAAAUAAGGAAUUGCGACGCUGAGAGACGAUGGAAAGUCAAAUCAAAACACCCCAAACACCGGCCGUCGUGUGGGAUGUCCUGAAGAAGAAAUAAUCCACGGAUUUACUUGGUAACAGAUGAAGGAAAACAGCAGUUGAUGACAGAAACGUCGCGAGAGCCCGAAACAUCCAUGAGCCCCACCGCACACCGAGCGACGCGGCCAAAACGCCACCUAAGUGGACCAUCGCCACAAAAUGACAGUUGGCGACUCGCGAUGUGCACCGACUGACGUGUUGCAAUGCGAACGUUGCCGUACACCUCCGAGCGGCAUCUCCGGGAGGCGAGCCUUACAUCCUCAAGCGAGAUCCAAACAGAAACUAUCAAAUUACAAGUCGGAUGGCUGCGAAACGAGGCGAGUGUGGUGAAGGACCCGAGUGCAAAACACCGAACCGCCAGAAAAGUUGCAACGGAUUUUGAUCAUUCAUUCAAGAUCAAGUGCGAGCCAGGACGCAGUGCACUUUAACGUCACGGUCGAGAGGGUCAGGCUUUGAAGAUAGCUCUGUCUCGGCCGAGGUGAUGCAAUGUUACGCGAUCCGCAGACGGCAGGUCGGGAAAUGCUCGGAUUUCACCGUUGUCUUAAUUCACCGUUCACGGAGAACAGUAACGGGGAAAGUCGCACCUUGCUGUCCUUGUCGCAGAAUCCCCCAAGAGCCACGGAGCCAGAAACUGGCGAACGGCUCAGAUACGGCCGAACUCCCAUUACGUCGCGUUUCUGCGUCUUGCGCGUUUAAUGUCCGACACGCUGACCCUGAUUGCGUCAUCGACGAGGCUUUAAAUGGCUGACGGAUCGUCCGUCUGUCGUGGCAGAGCAGACCGUGACAGGAUGAGAGCAUUAUUAAGGUGAUAUUGAAGCGCUAAUGGUGAAAAGGUAUACGAGUGGCAAACGUUCAAAAUAGGCUUCUAGCCGUUUUUGGCUUGCGUGGCCGUAUCGUGGCUAUAGGAGUCGCGUCUUUUGGGUUUGAGAUUGUUUUCUUAUGAAUUCACAUUCGACCGGAUGCCAUAAUGACGCAAACGGAGGCUAAAUGCCGCUGUCUGCGCAUUUUCCUCUGGGAUCCUAACUCUACUUUUUAGGUUCAAGUCCUUCAAUUUGUAUCUGUAAAUUAGUUGAGUCUUUCUGCAACAAGACAUAAACAUUUGGUUCGUGACCAAAAAAAAACACAACACAGGAGUUGUUUUACUAUGUUAAAAUGGGUUAGCAUAAAAGGAAGCCAAAAUGACUACGACAUUGUAUUUAAUCAGAAUCCGAAUCCUCUUUAUUUGCCAAGUAUGUCCAAAAAACACACAAGGAAUUUGUUUCCGGUCGUCGGAGCCGCUCCGGUACGACGACAGACGGACGGUCAAUUGACGGAGAACGCUUUGGAGACAGAAAAAAAAAAAAAAACAGUCCCUGAGCAAUAAAGGGUUGCUCGUUAUCUGGUAAUGCCGGUACGUUUUUUUGUAAUUUUUUCCUUUAUUUAGUUAUUUAUUUUGACAAUUUGUGCAAAAAGAUGCCGAUUCCUCGAGCACUGAGAGCAGUUGGAAUGACUCCUAUUGCAAAAGUCCGGCGCAACGAGCGUUGCGGAAAGGGCGCCGAGACUUCAAGGAGCGGAUGCGGUUUCAAGUGACGAGCGCUGCGAUAAUAUACUAGUUACAACAUCAAGCGGGAAGACACACAACCCAGCUUCUUCCUCAGCCAAACAAGAGUCACAUGUGUUCUGUUCUGAAGGCAAGACUUGAAAUGUCACAGUAAUCUGCCGAGGGAACGUUUCUUGCCUUGUGGACUUGCGAUCGAACCGCUUUCUUUUCCCCACAGGUGCCAUCUGACGCAAACCGAAGCAAAAGGCGACUCACGCAUGAAUCCGACAACUGUUCUAGCGCUUGUAGAUUCAUUGAUACUAUCGCAGUUUAGAAGAAAACAAAAAAGUUUUGUACGUAGGUCAUGUGCAGUUGAAGAGCGCUGCCAAUCAUGUGACGAUAGAAGAUCAAAUGUGUGCUCAUGGACACAUUCGUUGUGUCUUGUAAAAAGAAAAAGAAGAUCAGAGAGAAACGGGAUCUUGAUCUUUUCGUCUUGCGCUUAAAAGGCCAAUUGUUCGUUUGUUGGUUUUCGCACGCAGGCGUCCAAACUCAGAGCAACGGACUAAUUCAUAAGCAGCGGCAUAUGGUGACAAGUUCCUGAUAUUCCAUUUGUCAUGUUUCAGUGAUUAGUAUUUGUUCAAAAGGCUGUGCAAAUGAAACCAACAUGUGCCAUAAACACACGUACUCCGUAGCCCACGCUGGUUUCGAUUCGACGGUUUUCUAGGAUCGUCGACACACCGGCACAUAUCGACGUAAGGAUUUCUGGAGAAGCACGCGUCGCCAAUCGAAGCACGGAUCGCGUCAUCGGCACGAGCAUAAAUACCGUACCGCUUCGUGUCUUCGCCACCCGUGCUACAAACGACAAACAAAUUCCGGCGUCGCCGCGGCCUUUGCUGCAGUCGCCGCUCGAUAAAAGCUUUGCGAGUUGUGCGUUUUUCUGCCCGGCCGUGACGAAAAAGGGAAUGUACGUCGGGUUCAAAGUCGGCGGUUUUUGCGCGCAGAACGCGCGGCGCCGUUUUGUUCGCGUCACAGGCAAAUGAUGUGGAUGAUUCCUCAGCGUUCUUGAGAUUUCAAAACGGGACAAAAAUGUUCUCGGCAAAUCGCCUUUCUUCAGUUUCAAUGAAGGUAUGAGCUGUUUUUGUCCUUCUACUGUAGAUUCAAUGUACGAUUCAAAACGUUUUGGUGUCAGUGCAAAUCGAUUCUCACUCAAAUGAAAUCUAACAAAGUUCAAUGGUUUACUUGUUUUCGUGAUGGAGGCAUUUUGUGGUUGAAUAUGCUCAGACGGGUGGGUGUUUUUGAGGGAAUUCAAUAACAGUACAUUUGAGAAUUGAUCGUUUGGAGAGCUUUGUGAACUCAACGAUAACAUCUGUAUCCGCUCGAAUCUGUUUUUCGGGGCGUGCGGCCUGAUCCCUUUUUUGGGGUUCGGUCCCUCGAACGUGCAGUUAAUCCGAAAUUCAUAUUUCAAAUAGUGUCGUUUUCCGGGAGCAACCGGCCUACCGGUUGGUGCGAAACCCGAAAAGCGUUUCGCAGCUUUUCCACGACACGGUGAAAGCGGCAGGAGCUCGCUCAGCCCUUCUCGUCUCGCUUUGCGCCGGCCGUGCCGCACUUUCAAAUAUUACAGCUGCUGUAAUGUUGCCGCUUCGAACGCCUCAAUUAGAACGAUACGGGCGAACAAACAACUCUGGAGGAGGACGAGGCUCUCUUGCUCUUAGCGCAAGGUCUUAGGGGACCACGUUUUUGCCAAAUGAAAAGCGCUGCUAACGAGUAGAGCUGUGCCAAGCUGCAUAUUUUAUGUGCAGUAGAGAGGUGCCGUUUGUUUUCCGGAGAAAUGUUUCCAAGUGGAAAAGGGCUGUUUGUUUGCCGGGGAAGUAUUUCCAACCCAUUCCCUGCCUCAACUUCAGGGUUUCAUUUAGACGGGGCAAACGCUUAAUGGACACAGAUGGAUUGCGCAGUGGCCCUUUAAUAGCGACUGUAUUUUUGUCAAUGGCGCAUCUACGGCGGGUGCAAUUUCUGGCGUAUCCCGAUUUUUGUGCGAGCGCAAAGCUCGCUGCGCAUGUCCAAUUUGGCAGACCGAUCUGCGACGAGCCGGACAUUUCGGCGCGACGAGGGUGUGUCUUUUGGCAAUUUGGUGGCAGAAAGCCGGUCUAAACGUAAAGUCCUGCCGGGACCGGGUCUUAGCCCGGCACAGUAGGGAGACCGGCUGGCCUAAUACGAGUUUGGCGAAUUGGAUCGGGGCGCGGGCAACACAUUCGCAAGCACGGCGGACGUGCGGUAGAUGUCCGACGUAAUCCAUUCAUUGAACGCUUUAUUAUUAUCCGCAUCAUUGUUUUUUAAAUCGUGCCACUGGCCGGUACGCAGCUAACAAUCGGGGCGGGGAUAGAGACACGAUCUCCGUGAACAUAUUUAAGUUGCCAACGAUCACCGGCAGCUCGUUGUGUACUUAAUCGGCGUAGCCGCUCGCCUUGCCUGUUGCCCCGGCGGCCAAGAGCAGUGACGAUGCGUCGUCCUACGCACAGAGACCGUCAUCGCGCGGCCUUUCGAGGGAAUGAGAGGAGCCGCUUCGAUUGGGCACGAUUGAAGGAGUCACUCGCAAGAAGUUUCGACAACGCCAGAUGCCCUUCCGAAUGCAACCCAACCGUUUUUUUGUAUCCGGACUCGGGCACAGCAGCGGCGGGAAAUCGAACCCGCCUGCGGCGGCGCGGGAACGCCUUCCUACAGAGCGUCAUUGAGGCAAAUGUCGUCCUCGUCGUCUCUCGGCAGAUGAGGACCGGCAGACUCGCGUGCCGACGGUUUGGGGCGGAAGGGAUGACGGGGGCCCAGAUGGAAAUCGUGUCGCGGGAACACACGCGUCGCAGCCACAAUGUGAUUGGAAAAGGUUCAGAUGCGGAGGAAGGCCCAAACGAAAGCGGGAAAUCCGUUUCGAGCGACUCGACGUGCUUACGUUGAUCGAUUGUGCCGCAAAAUGUUCACGUGAGCUGUAUGGAACAUUCCAUAGGUGAACUGAUGAAUUCUUAACAAGUGAGAAAAUGAUGUCAUCUUUGAAAGGCUCUGUUAUCAAUGAUAAAGAUUAUUGCUUUCAAACCUGUCAAUGAGUGUUUUUAGGAGCAGCCUUCGUCAUGAAAAUAUGGAAGGACUUUCAUAUGUAAUUAAAAUCCAUCAUAUAGCAACUCAGAGCCGACAAGAAAAAAAAAAAAGAAAUCGACACAGGGAGAGCCAUUAUGGUCAAGUCCUUGGAGCACAAUUUCAAAAUCGGAUCCUUUUGCGGAAAUCUUGGAGUCCUCUGAGCCUCGUUUAUCAAAGAGCGCGUAAAACAGAUUCGCACGGCUGAAAUGUUGAAGGUGUGUUCGUGCGAAAAUAAUCACAGCAGUAAGUCAUCAGUGUUGAUUCAUCCCACCUGUGGUACAGUUCCACACUCGCGCGCGCUGAGCCUCAUUUGCAUUGAGAAACGCCUCCAAACGACCAUAUAUGGUAGCGGCGAUCCUUUUAAGAAAUCCGAAAUCACGGCAAAGACACUGAAGACAAAAAUGACGUGGGAGAAUGUAUCAGCGCUGCUGUGAAUUGGAGCCAAGAAAAGAAAUGGUCGUGGUCACGCUCGAUGCCAAAAGACGAGAAUGAUCUUUGAUUAACCGGAGUAGGGACAAGCAAGCGCUUUCACCUACGACUUCUCGGUGAUGACACGCAACGUCUAACCGAGAGACCAAGAUGAGAGAGGGUGUGGGAAAUAAGCAAGCGUGCUUAAUAAUCGUUGUUUGAUCAGGAUCCAUGUUGAUUUCGGCCGGUUUGUCACGAUUCGAGGCUUUUUGGUGUGUUGGCGUCAAACGAAAUCUUUUUUUUUUUUUUGCUGACUUUUUGCUCAGCAAAAAAAAAAAAAAAAAAAAAAAGAUUGUUUCAAAGAAGGCAAACAAGGCACGUGGAAGCAAACACUAAAUCAACAAAGUCCCAAAGACAAGGUUCAAAGUGACAAACCAACAUUGGGAAACGAAACAAACGGCUACAAAACAACAAGGCGACCGACGUGACGGCUCUCCGGAAAUACGACACGUGACGACGACGACGACGACGAUCUGACGCAGAACGAACAAACCGACGGGACAUGAACGUGAGACGCAGCGAAACUUGACAAAACACAAAACAAAGUCAAUCUCAUCAAAAGCGUUUUUGUAACGCAAUAAUCAACAAGUAUACGACAGUCGUGUCAAUGAGAGCAAGACUCGUGCGUAUGAGAGCGUUUGAGUUGUUGUGUGUGUGAAAGCAUCUGAACAGUAAGUGUGAGAGCUAGUCAUGUGAGAUGUUGAAAUCACAGUCCAAUCUGUGAUUUCAAUACACUUGCUUUUUGUUUUAAUCUGAUCAACAACUACAAAUGACUUUAUAUUGGACAACUACGUAAUGAGAUUUGGGCACAGAAGAAACAAAAUAGAUUUUGUAUUUUUUUUUUUAAAUGAAAAUGCACAUAAAUGAACACUGAUUUGUGUAAGUGUGACGGAAUUAGCAUCGCGCUACUUUACACUUGUGGUCCCUAAAAAACAGACAAGACCUAUCAACAAGUACAUAAAAUCCUUCAAUACAUUUCACAUGAAAUGAGUGCCUCACUUCUAAAGUGCAAGUGGGCAAGUGCUUUCAUGUGUUUGGGAAGUGCUAGUUUCUUGGAAUUAUUGAGAAAUAAGUCACUUAAAGUACAUUUGCGGGAGAGUCGGGAAGUGGAACGAUCAAAGCGCUGAAGAAGAUUCCUUCGCUCGCUCGUUCACGUUGAAGGUUUCCCGUAGGUUUUCCCUCCAAAUUUCCUUAAAAGCGCCAGUUGACUCAAGAUCAGCGGCAGAGGAUGCGACGAUGCAAUUACAGUCACGAGAAGGGCAUACCGUACUUGACGUUUUUCAAACAUGUCUACAAUAACUUCCAAAGCAUUUCAUUAUUGACGCAUCAUAAAAAAGCGAUUGAAGAGGCAGUGGACCUUCAAGAAAGCUUCUUUCAUGGAUCUAAUAAAGUGUCAAGUCAUUCUUCCUGCAGGACAAAGGCCAACUGUCCUCUCGUGACCCUUUGAGACCAGGACACACGCGACCUCCGUGCGCCGCCGGCGGGCGUACUUUCGAGUUUGUCCCCCUGCUACCCGAUCGAGCGCGGAAGAUGUGCUGUGCGCCCUCGUGACGACACUCAAGGGCAACUUGCAGUUGUCCUUCCUCUGCCUUCCUCCACGCCUCCUCGAGAUCAAAUGAGGAGUGGUUGAGGAGCCAAGAUCCAGCCAGCUGACUGAGCACACGCAGACUCAGCCAUUAAGUGGACGGAAGAGGAUGAGAGCGCUUCUGGGGAACAGAUCCGGAGCUUGAAUCCCGCCUGACGAGGCAAGCCGCUGUCGGAGAUGACCGAGCUGUCGCUUCACCGACGGCCUCCAUCCAAUUUGAGGAAUUCAUCUCCGCUGUGACGGGACAGCGGGGACAUUUGAACUGAGAAGUUCGGAUUGUGGAUCGUUUCUACUUCAGCAAGGAACAAAGGGAAUUAGAAAGAGGCCCUUUGUGGUUGUUUGCAUUGUGAUCAAUAUUGGAAACUCAGCCGGACACAACAAGUUUUAGGCAUUCACGUCAAAUACCCAAUCAAACGCCAGGAUGAAGAAGACCUUUUACUAUUUGGGCUUCCUCCUGCUGGGCCUUCAUUUCCUAACAGCCAGCGGGCAGCUGGAACCCCAAAAACAAAUGCCCCCCGACCCUCUUGCUGCCACGCAAAGACGCGGGCUAGCCGAGCGGGACGUGCCGGGUCCGGUGCGGCCCAACAUCAGCACGCCACGCCGUCGAUUGCCCCCCAUGUGCAGUGCGCCCACAGAAAUCCGUGACACAUUCAAAUACAUCAACACGGUGGUGUCUUGCCUCGUGUUUGUGGUGGGCAUCAUUGGAAACUCCACACUUUUACGGAUCAUCUAUAACAAUAAAUACAUGCGCAACGGGCCAAACAUCCUCAUCGCCAGCCUGGCUCUUGGAGACCUGCUACACAUCGUCAUUGGCAUUCCCAUAAACGUUUACAAGCUCCUCGCAGAGGAUUGGCCCUUCGGGGUGGCUCUGUGCAAGCUGGUGCCGUUUGUCCAGAAAGCCUCGGUGGGGAUCACAGUGCUGAGUCUGUGUGCGCUGAGUAUUGACAGGUAUCGCGCCGUGACCUCGUGGAGCCGAAUCAAAGGGAUCGGCGUUCCCAAGUGGAUGGCUAUCGAAAUUGCACUCAUCUGGAUAUUAUCCAUCGUGCUGGCUGCGCCCGAGGCCGUGGCUUUUGACAUGAUCACCAUGGACUACAAAGGAGAGCACUUGAGGAUCUGUUUGUUGCACCCCAUGCAGAAAACAGACCUUAUGAGGUUUUAUAAAGCGGUGAAGGACUGGUGGCUCUUCAGUGCAUAUUUCUGCCUGCCGUUGGCCUGCACUGCCAUUUUCUACACUCUGAUGACCUGUGAGAUGCUGAGGAAGAAGAACGGCGUUCAAAUUGCUCUCAGUGACCACCUCAAACAGCGACGGGAGGUUGCAAAGACUGUGUUCUGUCUGGUUCUGGUCUUCGCUCUGUGCUGGCUCCCCCUCCACCUCAGCCGCAUUCUAAAACUCACCAUCUACAACGAGAAAGAUCCAAACCGCUGCGAGCUGCUCAGCUUCUUUUUAGUCUUAGACUACAUUGGCAUCAACAUGGCGUCUGUCAACUCCUGCAUCAACCCCAUCGCCCUCUACAUGGUCAGCAAGCGAUUCAAAAAUUGCUUCAGGUCCUGCCUGUGCUGCUGGUGCCUUCCAGCGGAGGUGCCGAUGACGGACGACAAGCAGUCGUGCGUGAAGCUGAAGGUGACCGAAAGAGCUUCCGACCAGAGCAACUCUCGCGUGACCAACAAGUCCACCGCGGCCUGAAUUCCGGAAGCUACUCCCAAAAACGAGGUCAGAAGAACGACAAGGCGGACGUGACUUUUCUGGCUCUCAGCCUGGGUGACGACAACGACAGCAUUGCGUGGAUUGACAGUGUGAGGUUACGUUUGUGCCACGAUGUUGCUUCCUUUCAGCUUCUGACUGUACUACUGAUGUACUAUUACGGUGUUAAGAACUUUCAGCUGUUUUAUUCUCGUGUUUGAUAUUAUUGAGCCUCCUCUUUUCAUGUUUUAUCUCCACAUUUCAGUCUGCUUAAUUUCCGUUAAGUGCAUGGGACAGGUGGUCAAAGGGUCCCUAUUCCUUCAAAUAAACAUAGUAUAGGUAGCUGUACACGGGUCACUUUUAUAUCAUUUGAUUAAUAACGGUAAGGUAACAUGGUCCACUUCAUUUCAUUUUGAAAAUCAAUUCAUGUCCGGGCGGCAUUCGAGUUUUUGAAUGAUUGGCAGUUGUUAUCCAUCAAAAGUUCCGAAUUCAUAAUAUUGUUCGUGCUGCGCAAAUGUCUUGACCGUUAGGUGUCUGAAAUAAACUUCCAUGAUUUGGUGAACGGCCGGUUCGAGCAGUUCUGAGGACCGGGGUUGCAUGUUCUCCCCGUGCCCGCGUGGCUUUUCUGCGGGCACUCCGCUUUCCUCCCACAUCCCGAAAACAUGCAUUCAUUGGAGACGCUAAAUUGCCCGUAAGUGUGAAUGUGAGUGCGAAUGGUCGUUUGUUCGUAUGUGCCCUGCGAUUGGCCGGCGACCGGUUCAGGGCGGACCCCGCCUCCUGCCCGAUGACGGCCGGGAGAGGCUCCGGCGCGAAUGGAUGCAUGGAUGGGUUGGCAACAUGUUUUCUGAAGAUGCUACUGACAUUUUUGGAUCACUUAAUUGAGCUUUUCCAUGAGAACUAAGAGCAACGCAAUUUUGGUUCUUUGUCAUUCAAGUUGUCUUUCGCGUUAACGCUUCAGGCCGAUGUCGCAAUACACCGGAGGGAUCUGUGAUGAGGCAGCCAUUUUGCAUUCACGCAAUAGCAGACAGCAAAAUAAAUGCUAUUUCUGAGCCAUGAAUGAAUAUGUACGAAUUUGGGAAAGUGUCGCAACUAUUGCUUGUCUUGACCGUUACUACGAUUGUGUAAAGACAAGGGUGCCAUGGCUUUGAUGAGUAGUUUGGAUCCUUUAUGCACUUGCCGUUGGUGUCUUUACGGCACUUUUGUCUUUAGCGUUAUAAAAAGAAGUGCAUUUCAACGGGCCACCGCCGUUUGCUGUCAAUCGGGAUUGCCUUUGCUAUCGAUGCCGAAAAUUGGAACUCAUCAAAAACAUUUUGAAAGUGGGACUUUUAAGCGCGGCUGUUUCAGCAUGCGAGAAAAUUGACCAAAUUAUAUAUCAAUGACCCAUACAUGUGUGUGUGUGUGUGUGUGUGUGUGUGUGUAUACAUAUAUAUAUAUAUAUAUAUAUAUAUAUAUAUAUAGUAUGUGUGUGUGUGUGUUAAAGUAGUCCGCUCGUGUAGACGGUAGCCUGAUUGCUGCUGAUAAAUGUUUCAGCGUUGUCUGUUAUUGUGUCCGAGCGAACGCGUUUGUGUGUGAUUGACUUAAGUGUGAAGGCAGGCCUCAUCAUAUGAUGAGCAGGCGAACACAGAACCUUAUUGUCAUCUCCCUAUCUUCCUCUCACUUGUCAAUUACACGCGCGCACGCAGAUCUUUGCAGCUUUGACUUGGGAAUGUUCCCGCAGGCUAAUCCAGUGUCACGCAUGUCACAUGAACAGCCGCAGAGCCAAAGAAGCUCUCGGUCCUGUGAUCGCUCGGCAGCCCUCCCCCUUCUUUUCUUUUACCUUUUACAGGCCGAACUCUUGGCAUUCCCAAAAAGUCAUAGAAUAGUUCAUAUAAAUAACAGAAAGUUGUUGUUUCUCCCUUUGUUUUAAUGCAAUGCAAUCGCGGGGGGGGGGGGAAAUACAUAUUUGAUCAACUCUUUUUUUCAUACAAAAACCGAAUUUGCUUCACCUUCUCAUUUACAUGUGUAGAAUAUAACUGCCGAUUGUAUGUAUCUAAAGGCACAAAACUCUAAGUCGCGUGUAUUUUGGAGGGACAAAUUUAGUAUUGUACUUUAAAAUGAAAUGAAUCCAGGAAUAAUUUUAACCCCACUUUUCCAAAACAGGGACAACAUCUUGUUGUUACGAUCUGUUCCACGUGCGCCCCAAAUGUGAUGCUAAUCUGGGCUACGGAAUCACAAUCACAAUCAUCUUUAUUUGCCAAGUAUGUCCAAAAAACACACAAGGAAUUUGUUUCCGGUCGUCGGAGCCGCUCGAGGACGACAACAGAAAGUCAAUUGACAGAGAACGCUUUGGAGACAGAAAAAAAAAAAAAAAAAAAACAGUCCCUGAACAAUAAAGGGUUGCUCGUUAUCUGGUAACGCUGGUACAUUUUUGAUUUUUUUCUCUCUCUCCAAUUGUGCAAAAAGAUGCAGAGUCCUCUAGCACUUCGAGCACCAAUAUUGCAAUAUUACAUUUGCAAUAAGAAAACAACAUUUGAUAUGAUGCACUUCAUUUUGAUUUCGACAAUGUCACGUAACCAUAUGUGGAGUAUUCAUACAUUGUCGUCUGUGGGUUUAUAAAUGCAAGUAUGAUUGAAAAAAAGCUGGAAAACAAUUCCAUCGGGGAUCAAUUCUGGGCAAAUGUAUGUGUGACGUAUUUUAGGAUAUGUUGGCAAAAGUAUGCAAAUCGUGUCAACGUGGGUAGGUCUCAAUAGUUGUUGUUUUAAGAGCAUACAUUAUUGCUGUACGUUGCUAUGAUAAUAAACGUGAAUGAAUUCAUA